This is a messenger RNA of Malania oleifera, 1878 nucleotides long. RefSeq lists its product as uncharacterized. Bases 577 to 1662 code for a protein of 361 amino acids. Lineage: Eukaryota; Viridiplantae; Streptophyta; Magnoliopsida; Santalales; Ximeniaceae. Gene Ontology annotation, biological process: protein phosphorylation. The transcript has a single exon. The record is from RefSeq and is a predicted model, not a curated record. Gene Ontology annotation, molecular function: phosphatidic acid binding; protein serine/threonine kinase activity.
AUUUAUUUCUCAAAAAAAUAGUUAAAAGGUAGGUAAUAUUCUCCCAACACAAUAGAUUCCACCAUUAUUCUCGUCUCUCUCUCCCUCUCUUUUUCCAUAUAUGUUAUCAAAAUUCAACGUAAAAUUCUUAACAGUGACACCCUCUCUCUCUAGGUGGGCAAUUGCUUGUUGAAGACAAACACUUCCUCGACUAUCAACCAUGUUACUUCUCACCCAAAAAAUAAUUUUCUUGUAUGCUGACAAAACCCACCAUCCACACAUAUCAUUUCUUCCAUUGACAAAUAUAUUUUCUUUAUCUUUCACAAUUGGAUGAGACCCCAGUGGUCGAUAAUUGAUACAUGAUGUCCCAAGCGUCUUAACACGCACGAGGCGCUGACACAGGCACAGACAGGCGGAGUCGUCAAGGAGUCUGGAUCCAAAUAUUCUUCGUCCCCACUACAAUUCUGCUCUCGUGCUCGAUCCCCCUCCUUUUCCAUUUUUUGUAAGAUCGAUCAAUCACCUUUCCUCCAUUAAUAAUUCUUAUGAUCCAUCUUGAUCUUACAGAACUCAUCAAUGGUUGCCGAUGCUUGAUCAGUUAUGGCGUUCUACAGCUCCAAUUUUUUCUCUGCAGAUUACGGUCAGUACAAUCAAAAAUACCCUUACAUGGAUGGGUAUCAUGAUUUUGCUCCAUCUCAAUCCUCAGUUGCUUACUCCGGCUACCAGUUCACCCAUGGCGAUUAUGAUCCAAUCUCCUAUUCAAAUCAAUUCGUAAUUUCGUACUCCGCCCACUCCUCAAGCCCCAAAUUCGUCGAGUGCACAAUCCCUCCCUGUGUCGAAGGCCACGAUCUUGCUCCGACUCAGUUCGCCAUCUCCUACUCGAUCUCGGAAUUCGAUGAUUCUCAAUUUGAGAAGUACGAUCCGACGCCCUACGGCGGCGGUUACGAUCUCGCGGCGACCUACGGCAAACCCCUUCCGCCGUCCGAAGAGAUCUGCUACCCCCUUUCGUCGCCGGAACCCCACGCGCCGCCGAAUGGGAAGGACGGCGUUGGCCAGGCGAAAAAACCCAGUAAAGAAAUCGAGGCGAGCAGGGUUGUUGAUGAAGAAGAAAAGCAGCCUCCCCAUGCGCCGCUGCCGGAUGGUUUGCCCGACGGGUCUGUCGGGCCACCGGAGGGGAAAGAGGAGGUCGGCAAAGACACGGCGAAACCAAGUGAAGAAAUCGAGCCGAGUCUGGCUGUUGGUGAGGUGAACGAGCAGCCCUCCGGCGGCGGCGGAGGAGACAAGCUGAGCGGCGGGGAUGACUCGAAUGGCGCGGGAGAAAGCGAGGGAGUUCCGGUCGGGGUUGAUGAUUAUUACUAUCCUUGGUCGUGUUAUGAAAACGGGUAUGGGCGGGAGAGGGAAGCGGCCGGGGCUCCAUAUGGAUACAACCCGGAUGUGAUGGAUAUCUGUGAGGGCUUGUUUGGAUAUUGGCCAUGCUUGUAUAAGAAAGAGAGGAGAAAUUAUGGGGAUCAAAAGGUUUCAGUCUCUCAUUCCGAAGGGGAGAGUUGUGGGAGCAAUUGGUUGGAAGGAGCCGCAGAGUAUGUUUUUGGAGAUGGGUACGGGUACGGGUACGGGUACGGGUACGGGUACAUGGAUGGUAAAAAAUUUGGGGAAGGUGUGUCAUGGGGAUCCGAUCCAUGCCUAUGAAAGGCACAACGAGGAACAACCUCAGCGUGUGGUUGUAGAUUAUUGUGAGCAAUCAUGGGUGCAGAAAUUCAUUAUAUUCUGAAAUUUGUAUUUAGUUUUUUUUUUUUUUUUUGGGUGAGAAGUUGUAAUAAGGUAUGAUGCCAUUGUGCUUGUUUUGUAUAUAUUUAUGAUAUUGUUACCUUAAUAAGAGGCCAUUUUGGCCAAGUUUCAUGCCUA